GGGGGGGUGCAUUUUAGUUGAUGCAGUAAUAGCAUAAAAAGGGAAUGCAGCCUUCAAAUGAUUUCAAUGAUGCUUGUGAAUUGUCAGUUCAGUUUUAGGAGAUGAUUCUGUUCCCCUCCCUACUUUUCAUUAGUUAGCACUAGGGUGGGUAGGUCUUUGUACAACUCAUGACAGAGUCACCAAUGAAGGCUACCUUAGUUGUGUAUCAAAUUGAUUUCAAGCCCUGACAGGCACCCAGCCUAUAAUUGUAUUUUGCACCUUCAAAAGACAAGAUAUUAACAUGUAUAAUAAAUGUGUGUGUUUCUAUCUUAUUUCUCCCAUCAACCAACACCCUUCUCCUUUCUGACCCCCCAUCACAUUCCUGAUUGAUUCAUUUGGGUUUUUUUAAUACAAGGAUAGACAUAAAUUUGAAGCAAAACAGUAAAAUGUUACCACCUUCAUUUUUUAAAUAAAGAUGAUAAUUAACGUUUUUUUUAAUCAAAGUGUGCACAUCUUCAAGCACCUUAGAUGGAAAAUGUAUUGGUUUAAUUAAGAUUUUUUCAGAGAGAGAGAUCACUGCAACCACUAGGAACUGAGAGCAAAAGACAAAUCUUUCUAAGGAGGGUGCUAUCUGUUUUAUAACUCCCUGACUAUCUUUGUUGUUUGUACUUCAGAUGGAGUCAAUUUUUAUCUGUCUCACUCCUGCAGAGAAAAAACUGAUUUUAUAAUGUGUUUCAAUGAAGCUAUUACAAAUUUUAAUCAUUAGAUUUCUCUUUUGCUUUUGUGUAUUUUUCUUUUUCUCUCAGUGCAGAGAUGCACUGUGACAUUGGUUAUAUAGCAUCACAUAUCGAUCUGUUUCUUCACAAGUCAAUUAGAUAACCCUGUUGGAAUCAUAACUAGCUUGAGUGGGACACUUAACACCAGUGUCUUUUUUUUUUUCUUGGCUGGAUCCUCCCUCAUUCAUCCUGAAUUUCUUAGAAAUAAACUUUGAUUUUGGUAUCCAUUACAAGCAAGAAAGGCAUUCAGUACAUUUUUUUUAAAGGGUAAUUUACUGAUGUUGAAAUGUACAAAAGUUCCAGCUUGAAAUUGCCUCUAUGCCUAGCAGGCACAAAUGUAUUUACAGGCACAGCACAGGCAGUAUCAGCACAGAUGUCCCCCUACCUUUAAAUGCCCCCAAAUAUUUUAGUUGUGCAAAAUCAUUAUAAUGCAAUGUCAUGGAUUUCUAGAGGGAUUAAUUUGGGACAAUGCUAUAUAGGAUGCUUGGAUCUAAAUGAUGAUGUAGAUGUACUUGAGUCUGCCUCAAUACAGGGAGUUGGACCAAGAGUUCUUUUGAAGUCCCUCUUAGCCAUACAUUUCUACAAUGCAAUUUUUGAAAAUACUUAGAAUAGCUUAUUUAUUUAGUACCCUGGGUCCAUCUCUGAAAGGGUAGCACACCUAAUGAAAAUGAUGUAACACAAUGAUUUGUAAUUUAAAUGCAGAUCAUUAACUUAAAAUGUCCUCUUUGCCAAAGUUAUUCCUCCCAAAAAACAGAAACAAUGAUGUACAUUAACACAGUUCAUGUUAAGCUGAACCAUAAAGCUGGAGAAUUCAUAGCUGAGUACCUAGAAUUGGAUAUAGCUGUGAAUUUCCUGUCUUUUGUUUUGUCAGGUAAUAUCAUAAAUAUAAUGUCACGUAAAUGAAGUUGUGGUUUGUAUUUAGCCUAUUGUUUUACUAAGCAAGAAAUCAAUAUUUGAUUCUCACAUUCUGCUUCUCAUUCCCUAAGCCAGCUAUCUCUGGGUUAGUGUUAGUACAGCUGUGCAAAUAACUGGGGACGGGCCAUGGGAGGGAGUUGUUUUCUUUUACUUACAGUAUUGGGAAGAAAUGCAUUUAAUUUAGCUCCAGACAAAAUAUUGUGAAUUUUUGGCAAACCAAAGAGGUGAAAUGGUUUAAUUUUGUGACAAACAAAAAAAUGUUUUGUUUGACUUGAAAUUUUAAAAGCAGUUUAAUUUUGAAGAGUUUUUUAGCUGGUUUUAAACUUCUCAAAAUAAAAUCAAAGCAAAUGUAAAAAAUAAAAAUUUUUUUAUUUAAAAAAAAAAGACAUUAAAAUGAAAUUUUUACACUGUAUGGAAUCUUCAGGGGUGUUUUUUGAUUGAAAUAAUCUGGCAAAUUUGCCUCAAAUGGGCAACUCUUUUUUGGCAUAAAAUGUUUCUGCUGAAUAAUCUGCCUGUCUUUUUUGUCACCAUAUCCAUACUACUUUGUGAGAUGGACAAAUAGAGCUGGUCCCUCCAGGUUGCAGCGUUGUGCCUUAAUGUUAGCAACAACUGGAAGGGCAGGAAGAAGAGCAGAUUUACCCCUCCCAGGCUAGAAGCUUAGAUUCUGAAAAGUGCGGACUAUUACAACCAGAAGCAAAGAAGAGACACUUUCUCAGACUUGCCUGUUCUCAAAGCUUUUUCCUAUCACCAGAACACAGUAUGGAGGCCGUUGCCAAGUUUGAUUUCAAUGCUUCUGGAGAAGAUGAACUGAGUUUCCGGGCUGGUGAUAGUCUAAGGAUUUUAAGCUCCCAGGAAGAGUGGUACAAGGCUGAGCUGAGAAGUCAAGAGGGAUAUGUCCCCAAGAAUUUCAUCAAUUUUCAAAUUCCUGUCUGGUUUAAUGGGAGGAUAUCCCGCCAUGAGGCAGAGAACCUACUCAUAAACAAAGAAAUUGGCUCCUUCAUCAUCCGAGCAAGCCAGAACUCCCAGGGUGACUUCUCUAUCUCUGUCAGGCAUGAAGAUGAUGUUCAGCACUUCAAAGUGAUGAGGGAUGCAAAGAACAACUACUACUUGUGGACAGAGAAAUUCCAAUCUCUAAACAAGUUGGUGGAGUACUACAAGACCAACUCCAUCUCCAGACAGAAGCAGAUCUUCCUGCGGGACGAUAGCCGAGAAGAGAAGGAGCGGCAUGGUGGAAGCCUGGAACGGGGAGCACCAGAAGGGUUACGUCUGAGUGGAGCAGCUGCAGAUGUCCGAGCAUCAAUGUCUAAGAGAUAUUUAGAUCACUCCUCACUCAUGAUGCAGCAGCAGCAGCAGCAGCAACAGGAGAGGUAUGGAGGGAGCCUGGAUAGGAAGGAUGCCCUAAGAGACCAUGGGCAAGUAAGUGCACCAUCCGUGCACCGCAGACAUACAGAUCCACUGCAGCAGCAACCCCAGCAAACGCUGUGGGUCCGUGCCCUGUAUGAUUUUGAGGCAAUGGAGUAUGAUGAACUUGGCUUCCGCAGUGGAGACAUUGUAGAAGUCCUGGACAGCUCCAACCCCUCUUGGUGGAAAGGUCGUCUGCGUGGUGAACUUGGACUCUUCCCUGCCAACUAUGUUGCACCAAUCACCCGAUGAAUUCAGUACACACAGGGAUGUAUGGUGAUGGAGCUGCUCUAAAGUAACAGAGACAGAGAGCAUCUCCCAGGCACCUGGAACAUAGAGCAUUUGUAUUAUAAUCGUAAUUUAUUGGCAAGUGAACCUUUAAAUAGUUUAUAUUAAAGGGACCUGUGGAAAAGGGUGGGGUUUUUUUCCUCAUUUUACAUCCUGGUGUGGGAUGCAGCAAGAACACCAGAUUGUCCAUAAGGUGUCACUAUGUCCUCCCUACAUCUCUUUGGAUAAAUAUUGAUAAAUUAGGCAGGCCAUGCUAUAUAAUUAGCUCUGUCAUCCAGGAAUCCACUUCUAAACAAGGCAGGCUUCAGUUUGUAGGAAACUUCACUUCCACCUUUUGAAACCUGUCACAUGCAUGAGUCCCUCUGGGCUCAACUCUCUUUUAUUACCCCUUUUCUUCAAGGCAAAUACAGCAAUGGGGAGAGCACCAUGGCUUAGUCAGGUGGUAGUAACUGUCUGUGGGUAUACUUGAGGAAGGGAGAUAAAGUAAAGGGAUCUUGAACUCUGACAGUGAAUUCAGGGAAAACCUGGCUUUUCAAAGAAGACACUUUCUGAGUUAUCCCUCUUGUGUUCUCCUAAGGCAUCCCAUGAUGGGGACAUAGCACGGGAUGGGAUGGGGCCACAUGAACUGCUAUACAGAGAAGUUCACCUAUGGAACCAAUAUGUGGGAAAAAGAGGAGCUUUGCUGCUUCUAACAGACAUGCCCACACUGUAUAACAAUUUGUCCAUUUCCUAGCUACCUUCCACAGAAACCCUGCACUUUCUCUUGAGCAUGCUGGUAAGCAGGCCUGGCUUUUCAGCCAAGCCAAUAUUCAGCAGCUGAGAGAAAAGUAGAUAUUGCUGGUUGUUUUGUUUUGUUGGACUGUAUCUUUUUUUACUGGUUUAUUGCUCCCCAAAAUUCUUUCUAUAUAUUUUAGGGAAUCUGGCAUCCCUGUGCUUAUGAGUUCCUGGUGUCAUAUAUUGUCCCCCUGGAUGUGUUUAUGUAAAUCCAUACAUGUACUCAGGCACAUGCCAUCCUAUAAGAUUAUUAAGCAGUGUGGGGAAUGACAGAAGGCCAAAAAAGAGAAAAAAAACCAAAACCAGGCAUACAGCAAACGUAUAGGAUUGGGUGUCACCAUUACAGUUUUCACAUAGCUGAUUUGCUGUGCCUUUUAUGGCCUCUGGUUUCCAUGUGUCUAGUCCAAUCGUUCUCAACCUUUUUAGGCUCAAGGGCCCCCUUGAAAAAUGCCAGCUCUUAAUUUUCAUGUGUUAUUUUACUACAAAAAAAUAGUGGAGCAAUUCUUCUUUUGUUGCAAAGAACUCAGAAAGUCUACAACAGAUUAUAAUGUUUUUGAUACAGAUGAUUCACAUUUGAAAUCUAUAUGCACAUGUAACAAUGCUAACAUUGUGUGGCACCCUGCAGCACCCCUAAAAGAUUCUUAAGGCACCCUGGGAUGCUGAGGCAUGUUGGUUGAGAAUCACCUGUCUGGUGUCUUUCCUACCUCUCCUCAGUAUCUCUUGUUAAAAAUUCUACUGUACGCUCAAUGCCAAAAGCAAUCUCCUGCUAGCACUGUCAUAUUUUGGUCCAUUAGAGAUGCUAUGCUUGAGAUAGGGUUACUAGUUUACUUGUGAAAAUGCAGUGAAUAAUGUUUGAUCCAUGGAACAGGCUCCUCUAUAUAUCUGGUUUUUUUGGCAAAAUGAGAUAGAUGCAUAGCACAGUAGCAACAAGACUGAGAUUUUAAAAGGGGGGGAAGUGAUGAAUAAAUGACACUGCAAUGCAAAUAAAUAGUAAAUGCACAUUAACAUUUGUUAAAACCCUAAGACAGAAACGUCUUGAUCACUGCUGCUCAUCCAAGUUGAAAUUCAACAAAAUGCCACAAUAAAUAAUACUGUACCUUAUCUGGGACCUGAGUCAGUAAGGAAAUUCUGAUUUGUAGGUCUUUGGAAAGAACGAAAAUACAACAUACAUGAAAACCAAACCAGAUGCAUCAAAAACAUUGUUUCUGCCCUUUAGUAGUCCCAAUUGAAAAAAAACACUAAAACCCUCAUGUCAGAGUCUAGCCCAGUGAAGAUGACAUUGUUCCACUGUCACAAGAUGUGCAACAUUUGCUUUCAUUGAGCAGGGAGGAGCUUUUGUUGAGUGCUGAAGGGAAGAAAAGCAGACUACUGAUAAAUAAAGUAGAUCUGAAAAAAAAGCUUUACAUAUAAAGCUGGUCAUUGGUUAUAGACGCAAAACUAUACAUUCAGUUGAAUGUGGCAUUAGAGAGACAAUUUAGCUGUGGUAGAAGUGGGUUUAUUCCUGUUUAUUCUGAGUGCACAUGUGAUUGGUUAUAUACAGGCUAGAUUUGGGCCUGUUCCAACACCCCUGUGUUCACGAGUGUCUUGUUCUUUGAGUAGUCCCAGCAAAAUCAAUGGAUUGGCAUUAGAAUCUUGUUCUAAGUGAUUCCACAGCUUCAAGGGGAACUUUUUAAAGACUAGGUCAAGACUUGGAACACGGGAAAUUUAGAUCAAGGGAAAGAGAAGAACAAGGUAGAGGAAGAUAGAAGAGGAAAAAAAAUCAAAGACCAGCAGAACUACAGAAGCAAUAUUAAUGUUGAUUAUUUGAGACUUGGAGCUGACCAAAGAGGACAAAACAGUCUUUCAUAUUUUCCCUCGUCAUCUUAUAACAUGUUUCAAUUAAUUGUUGGUAUGUUUAAAUUUAUUUUAUAAGUUGAAAUCGAGAAUUGCUUUUACUUUUACCGAGUUUCUAGAGAUCCAGUGAGUAAUGAAGAUGUGGUUGCAGAACAUUAACUGAGGAUAAUCUGCUUAAUGUUCAGAUAUCUCUUUGCAUAUUUAAGUCCCUUUGCAAGGAUUAACUAUUUAAUUAAGACUGGACAGUAAGUUGCAAGCACUCCAAUGUGAAGUGAUGGUUUCUUGGGGUAAGGGUAGAUUUCCACAUGAUUUUUUAAAUUAACAUUUCAAGAAUUAAUAUCUGAGGCAAUUAAAUCAAUGGAUUUAUGUGUUUGCUUAAUUAGUCAUAGGUUCAAGACUUUAAAAUUAGAAUGUCAUAUGCUGCAUCUUGCUCGUGGUCAUCAACAUUUUAUAAAGAAAUAAUCCAAGAAUACAGUCUGGGUGAUAUCCUACUAUGACACUAAAAAGGUGGGGACAGGGGUGAGGGGGAGCACCCAGUUAAGUAUUUUGCUUGAUGUUUGUCAUAAGCAAAAAUGACAGCCUAUGAGAGAAGGGAUUACAAACAGGGACAAAAGCAAGGAGAGUACCUGGAAAGAAAAAACCUCUUUGAAGGAAAUGCUAUAGAAGUUGGAGUGCAUGUGGUGGUAAGGUAGAACCAUGGUUUGUUAAGCACAGCCCAGUUGGGUUCACUUUGUCUGAAUUAGCUUUCUGCCAUCAGUAUGGUGAAAAUCCAUGUUUUAUUUACAUCUCAGUGGUUAAUAAGGAUGAGUAAAGACAUUAAGUGAAAAUCUUCUCUAACAAAAGCUUUCACUGAACAUUCUGCAUCACAUAACCGAGAUGCCUCUGCAAAUAAACAUGCAUCAGGGCCUAUGUUUUGGAGACAUUUAGAAUAUGGCUAGUUAUAUUCUGGCUGCUGCCUAAGGAGAGUGCUUAGGGCUAUUCUUAGUACCUCCAUGAAAGGUAACCUCUGAAAGUACAAACUUCAGGUCAAACAAUCAGAUCUCUUUCUGUUUCCCAGGCCAGUCCUGUUUUUCAGUGGUCUGUCUUAAAAAUCUAGGGUUAGCACAGUGGUAUAGCUAUGGUGGUUCAAGGAAUAUUAGACCUUUAAAAUUGAGCACCUAACUGCUCUAUUGUAGGCUCAGUGGUUGCUCUUUUCUGCAUCUUCCCAGCAGGGGGUGUUGUUGCAGACCCUUGGAAGCCAUUGGCAGCAGCUUCUGCAGAGAGCAGCUAUGGAAGGUCUUCCAGAAAAGGCCAAAAGUGAAAGCUUUACAUUGGUACCCAGGGCCCCACACCAAUAAGAAUAGGGCCCAGAGUAGCAGCACUGGUGCCACCCAGGUUAGCAGGGCCAGCACCUGAGUAGCAAAAGCAAAAGCAGCAAUAAUCCAAGAGAUAAGUUAAAGGGAGUGAUGAGCCUGGGUGGGGAGUUGACAGGUGUCUUACAAUGAAUUUCAUUAACCUGACCAGUUAACAUGGGGGAUCAUUACCUAGAAACAGCUAGUACACCUGACAGUGCCUUGGCAUGUGACAAUCUGGGCUAGGACUCCUGUCAGGAUCCAGCUCCAUUUGUGCAGGGCUUAGCUACCCUAUGUGCUGGGGUGUGCACACUGUUCCCAAUCACAUACCAGAAGUGUCUUGCAGCAUGUUCCCUCCAGUGCUGUAUGUGACCUGCUGCCUCUCCCUACCCUGCACAGCCAAAAUGCCUCGUAGUACUUCUUCUCAGCUGCUGCAACUCAGCACCUCCUGUCCGCCAGCACUCCUGAGAGCAGCAAGGCACAAUUUUGCCUCUAGUCUAACAGAGGAACAUGCCUCUGUUUUUCUCAGACAUCACAAUCUGUUCAGUGUAUGCGGUUAAAUUGCUUUUAAAGGGACCCCUAUAGAGACCGAUUAAACUGUUAAUGCUCCCAAAUGA
Molecule: messenger RNA, 7914 nt
Organism: Alligator mississippiensis (American alligator)
Lineage: Eukaryota; Metazoa; Chordata; Crocodylia; Alligatoridae
Gene: GRAP2
Product: GRB2 related adaptor protein 2
Exons: 9
Coding region: 2430-3323 (297 amino acids)
Molecular function (GO): protein binding
Source: RefSeq, a predicted model, not a curated record